Messenger RNA from Coregonus sp. 'balchen', 9439 nucleotides. The record is from the annotation of a GenBank genome assembly. Lineage: Eukaryota; Metazoa; Chordata; Actinopteri; Salmoniformes; Salmonidae.
CCCCAAUAUUUCCACGACCGAUUGGUUAAAAUGAACAUUCGUUUAAUUGUAUAUUCUUCUAUUGGCUAAUCUAGGUGCAAUUUCUGUAGCAUUAAUUUGUGUGGCGUGUGAGCGUUAUGUUUUUAGUGCAUCCAUUCCGGGAGUAAUUGGGUAUUUUACUAUUUACAGGGUGGAUUCGAGGUCGAAGAUUAAUGAAUGGAGACAAGCAGUGCUUACCAAAACCUUGUAGUCUUUUUAAAUGUCAGAAAUAGUUGUCAUUGACUCGAGUCUUUUAUUUUCUCCAUACACAGUCCGUGUUUGCAGUGUGUGAAGCUAGCUAGAUAGCUAGUACCUAACGUUGGGUCUUUCGCCUCAUCCCCUAGCCAAAUUUACGGACCUAUAUUCUGUCAAAUUGGAGCAGGGCUGGGCAGCUAGCCUAGCCAUCAAUUGACUCUGGAGCAGGAUACUGAGGUAGGUAAAAGCUAUUAUUACACCCAAGUCUGUCUGUCUACUGAGAGGGCUUUUCGGGAUAGUUUUGAUAUUAUGGUCAACGUAGACCAGCAACUAUCAAUGCAUAGACAGCCUACACCUAGCCUACAUGUCAAAAUGCAAUGACAGCAUUCAAUACAGUUAUGUUCUCUUUGGCAGACCUGUCUCGUUGCAUACAUACCUGUGGUUUUGUCAUGUUUACGUCUGUUGGUUACGCAACCCAGUGCACAAAUCAUGGCAAUGAAGUAUUCAUCAUCACCUGCUCGUACAGUCCUUAUUAAAAACACUAGUGCCACAUAAGCAACAUCCUCAUCAUGGGCAUCCUCUUAUAGACAUUGAGUCAUUGGAAUUGAAUUGAAUGAAGGAACAUCUCCUUACAUUACAGUCCAAUCAUUUUCUAUUUUGGAUCUAGUUAUGCAUCAAAUUAAAUAGUUCAAAAUUCUCAAAAAACUAUGGGACCUCGGAAACAGUCUGAUACACUUGUAUCAAAUCAAACAUCACAAUUCACAAGCUUUGGUAAGGCCAUCAGAAAUAUCCCAAUUUCAAUCAUGCCUGAGUAAUAGUGAUGAGAUACAGAAUGUCUGAAAUCCACACAAUAAAGGACAUUACUACUAGUAUUAACUAUUAGCUUAAAUCUCAGAAAAUACAAUAUGUCAUUCUUGCUAAAUUGAUAUGCCUAAUAGUAUAAUUAAAGAUGGCCUUUGCAUAGGUGAAGCAGAAGAAAACGGUCUAUGUAGUGCACAUUUCAAGGGUGAAGUAUUAGGCAGCCGAAGCGGGAUCCUGGUGCACAACUCAUCAAAACAGGCAUUGGAAAUUCUGUUGUGAUUCAUUGGACUGGUACAAGAGCUCAACCCCAGUGACCAGUCCCCCAAGACGCUCUUCCUCACUGCCUAUUGAGAUGUAGCUGAGGGCAUGGAGCUUGGUGUUGUUCUUGGCUGUGUGUGUCCCCAGACAGUCCCCCCUCCCUCUGGCAUCAUGACUGGGUCUUUUCAUGCUGAAGGGGAGUUGCUUCCUGUCCGGUGCUGACUCGCAGGGUGGAGACCACUUGGUUUCUUGAUUGCAUGUUUGUUAAGUUUCCUUUUUUUCCCCACUGCACACAAUGGCCUCUCUCUCUGCACCGGUCUUUCAAGAAACAGAGUGAACUUGCUUCAAAUCAACGUUUUUUGGUUGCGUACACAGUUUAGCAAAUGUUAUAGCGGGUGCAGGGAAAUGCUUAUGUUACUAGCUCCUAACAAUGCAGUAAAAUGUCAAACAAGUACACAAAUAAUAAAAGAUUUAAACAAAUCAAGAAAUGUCCAAAUGAAUCCAAUUAACCUAACAACCCAAAUAGCACUAACAUUUUUUAAAUGUAUUUAUUUAUUUAUUGUCAUUUUUAGCAGACACUCUUAUCCAGAGCGACUUACAGUUAGUGAGUGCAUACAUUUUCAUACUGUCAUCCAGAUGUAAUCUAUACGUAUAGACACCGAAUGAAUUUACACAAGAUAUACUAAGAAUAUGUACAGCAGUAACAUUAGAUGUAUUAGAGUGGCCAUCACUGGUCUGUAUUACACAAAGACAAGUUAAAACAGGCUCCUCACUGCUAGUAAGGGACUCCGUAGCAAUACAAUGUCUCUCAGAUAUUACUAAAAUAGAACUAAAAGCUAUUGGAUGUACAGUAGGCUUAUGUUGAAUAUCAGUAAAUGUGUAUUGGGCCUCAGUCAGUCAUUGUUUGCUCAACAGGAUAGUAUGGCCAUGACGGGAGGGACUGCAGCUGCCCUUCCCAUGAGCAACCACACCCGAGAGAGGGUGACCGUGGCCAAGCUGACACUGGAGAACUUCUACAGCACUCUGCUGACACAGCACGAGGAGCGAGAGACGAGGUACGUGUCUCCUAUAGGCCACCCAUGCAUGUGACAGCCAGGUGUUCAGAAUAUUUGCAUUUGGCAACGCAAGCUUGUUUAGGAUCAUUUUAAGAGGACCCAAAUUGUGGGUUGUUAUGUUGAAAGAACGAGAGAGACUUUGUUCUUUAUAAAAUGGCUGGGGUUUAUUCCAACCCGAGCAUCCUAACGUUCGUGAGCUAGCAUCACAAUCACAACUGUUUAGCCAAAGUACGGUGGCUCCCAUAGGACAUUUCUACUACGGUGGGUGAAACCGUAACAGACAACAAUAACUCUCAGGGUAGGCUAUAUAGCGACCAUAACAUUUGGAGUAGAAAUGGCACUUUAAUCAUUAACAAUCAUCACAGUUUUAUGUCUGAAAAAUGUUGAUAGAUGAUCAUGAAAGACAACGCCGCGGGGUAGACUGUUUCAGAAUAACUAGACUGGGGUAGACUGUUUCUGAAUAACUAGACUGGGUUUACUGUUUUAGAAUAACUAUACUGUUUCAGAAUAACUAGACUGGGGUAGACUGUUUCAGAAUAACUAGACUGGGGUAGACUGUUUCAGAAUAACUAGACUUGUUUCAGAAUAACUAGACUGGGUAGAGUGUUUCAGAAUAACUAGACUUGUUUCAGAAUAACUAGACUGGGUAGAGUGUUUCAGAAUAACUAGACUGUUUCAGAAUAACUAGACUGGGUAGACUGUUUCAGAAUAACUAGACUGGGUAGAGUGUUUCAGAAUAACUAGACUGUUUCAGAAUAACUAGACUGGGUAGACUGUUUCAGAAUAACUAGACUGGGUAGACUGUUUCAGAAUAACUAGACUGGGGUAGACUGUUUCAGAAUAACUAGACUGGGGUAGACUGUUUCAGAAUACCUGCAUGUUCCUCUAUUUUUCCAGGCAGAAGAAGCUGGAGAAAGUCAUGGAUGAGGAUGGCUUGAUAGAUGAAGAGGUAAACCUCCGCUCCUGUGGAACGAUGGCUUUAAUUCUAAUAAUGGAUUGGAUUCAAUAUCGUGGGUAGCACUUUCUUUACGUGUUUGUCAUGUCUACUAUUUUGGAGGAAACCAAAUGGAACUGAUCAUCUGUGUCUCUGUGCCCAUGUUCCUCAACAGAAGGUCAUGCGACGCUCCCAGCACGCCAGGAAGGAGACAGAGUUCCUGCGGCUGAAGAGGACCCGGUUGGGCCUGGAUGACUUUGAGUCACUAAAGGUCAUUGGUAGAGGCGCCUUUGGAGAGGUGUGUUAUGAUAGCUCUCUCUCUUCAGUUUAUUUUCUUUAUAUGGACCUUUGAGUGUAUGCUGGUAUUGAUUGUGGAUUAAUAUGGUCUUUACUGAGAAGUUUGCAAUGCAUAGGUUGGUCUGAUCACUCGUUUAUAAAGCAGCUAGCAACUAAUGUGGCAUACUCAUGUGUGACUCAUACGUUUGUCAUCAGGUCCGCUUGGUGCAGAAAAAAGACACAGGGCACAUAUAUGCCAUGAAGAUCUUGAGGAAAGCUGACAUGUUGGAGAAGGAGCAGGUGGCUCAUAUUCGGGCAGAGAGGGACAUCUUGGUGGAGGCAGACGGGGCCUGGGUGGUCAAGAUGUUCUACAGUUUCCAGGAUAAGAGGAACCUCUACCUCAUCAUGGAGUUUCUACCUGGAGGUGGGUUUCUCUUGCUGGCCAGUCUCCCUCCACAAAUUACAUUUAAAAAAAUGUUUUUUUAGAUACAGUGGGGGAAAAAAGUAUUUAGUCAGCCACCAAUUGUGCAAGUUCUCCCUCUUAAAAAGAUGAGAGGCCUGUAAUUUUCAUCAUAGGUAAACGUCAACUAUGACAGACAAAUUGAGGGAAAAAAAUCCAGAAAAUCACAUUGUAGGAUUUUUAAUGAAUUUAUUUGCAAAUGAUGGUGGAAAAUAAGUAUUUGGUCACCUACAAACAAGCAAGAUUUCUGGCUCUCACAGACCUGUAACUUCUUCUUUAAGAGGCUCCUCUGUCCUCCACUCGUUACCUGUAUUAAUGGCACCUGUUUGAACUUGUUAUCAGUAUAAAAGACACCUGUCCACAACCUCAAACAGUCACACUCCAAACUCCACUAUGGCCAAGACCAAAGAGCUGUCAAAGGACACCAGAAACAAAAUUGUAGACCUGCACCAGGCUGGGAAGACUGAAUCUGCAAUAGGUAAGCAGCUUGGUUUGAAGAAAUCAACUGUGGGAGCAAUUAUUAGGAAAUGGAAGACAUACAAGACCACUGAUAAUCUCCCUCGAUCUGGGGCUCCACGCAAGAUCUCACCCCGUGGGGUCAAAAUGAUCACAAGAACGGUGAGCAAAAAUCCCAGAACCACACGGGGGGACCUAGUGAAUGACCUGCAGAGAGCUGGGACCAAAGUAACAAAGCCUACCAUCAGUAACACACCGCCGCCAGGGACUCAAAUCCUGCAGUGCAAGACAUGUCCCCCUGCUUAAGCCAGUACAUGUCCAGGCCCGUCUGAAGUUUGCUAGAGUGCAUUUGGAUGAUCCAGAAGAGGAUUGGGAGAAUGUCAGAUGAAACCAAAAUAUAACUUUUUGGUAAAAACUCAACUCGUCGUGUUUGGAGGACAAAGAAUGCGAGUUGCAUCCAAAGAACACCAUACCUACUGUGAAGCAUGGGGGUAGAAACAUCAUGCUUUGGGGCUGUUUUUCUGCAAAGGGACCAGGACGACUGAUCCGUGUAAAGGAAAGAAUGAAUGGGGCCAUGUAUCGUGAGAUUUUGAGUGAAAACCUCCUUCCAUCAGCAAGGGCAUUGAAGAUGAAACGUGGCUGGGUCUUUCAGCAUGACAAUGAUCCCAAACACACCGCCCGGGCAACGAAGGAGUGGCUUCGUAAGAAGCAUUUCAAGGUCCUGGAGUGGCCUAGCCAGUCUCCAGAUCUCAACCCCAUAGAAAAUCUUUGGAGGGAGUUGAAAGUCCGUGUUGCCUAGCGACAGCCCCAAAACAUCCCUGCUCUAGAGGAGAUCUGCAUGGAGGAAUGGGCCAAAAUACCAGCAACAGUGUGUGAAAACCUUGUGAAGACUUACAGAAAACGUUUGACCUGUGUCAUUGCCAACAAAGGGUAUAUAACAAAGUAUUGAGAAACUUUUGUUAUUGACCAAAUACUUAUUUUCUACCAUAAUUUGCAAAUAAAUUCAUAAAAAAUCCUACAAUGUGAUUUUCUGGAUUUUCUUUUUCUCAUUUUGUCUGUCAUAGUUGACGUGUACCUAUGAUGAAAAUUACAGGCCUCUCUCAUAUUUUUAAGUGGGAGAACUUGCACAAUUGGUGGAUGACUAAAUACUUUUUUCCCCCCACUGUAUAAUUACAGGGAAUAAAAUAUAGUCACAUUACACAUUGUACAGAGAGACAUCUAGAGCAGGGAUCUUUAACCUUUACUUUCCCAUCAUUUUAGCAAUAAAAACUAUUUUCAUAUCUUAUCCGGUGAAUGAUAAUGGCAAGGAGAAGCAGUCAAUGAAUACAUUUGGUUGAUAGUAUUUCAUUAUUCUGACCUCCCCACAUUAUAAUUGAAAGAGGAAGUGUAAACUCUAAGUCAAGAACGUUUACCAGCAGCCUGCGGCAUUUGCCGCGACUGGUAUUCCUUGCCGCGACUGGUAAGCCUAUGUCAAAUACUCCAUUGAGUGUAAUGAAGAACAAGUGUAAUUUGGUGAGACGAAUCCCGGUUCCUGUUACGUCAUGCUGAUGGUAGUCAGGUUUUGGCAUAAGCAGCAUGAGUCCAUGGCCCCAUCCUCCCUGGUGUCAACGGUACAGGCAGGUGGUGUACUGGUGUGGGGAAUGUUUUUCUUGAUACCAAUUGUGCGAAGUUUGAACGCCACACCUUGUAGUAUCCAUGCCCCGAUGAAUUCAGGCUGUUCUGGAGGCAAAUUGGGGUCUGACCUGGUACUAGAUGGCUGUACCUAAUAAACUGGCCACUCAGUGUAUACUGUUAUUAUAUACUUUAAUUUAAUUGGCCAUCUGUUACCCACAUCAUGUCAAAAACGAGGGGGUUAGUGGCAUAGUGUCACAGUGUUAUUAAUAUCAAUUUGAUAUGCAGGUGACAUGAUGACCCUGCUGAUGAAAAAGGACACCCUGUCUGAAGAGGCCACCCAGUUCUACAUCGCUGAGACUGUCCUGGCCAUCGACUCCAUCCACCAGCUGGGAUUCAUCCACAGAGACAUUAAACCUGAUAACCUGCUUCUGGACUCCAGGGUGAGACACUGGCCUGGUCCAGGCCUACCACCGUACACAAACAGAUAGACACAUGCUCAGAGACUCACACACAGAGAAGCAUUCACUUACAAUUUGCAGUUCGUAUUGAAGGUGUGAUCGGAGAGUCUUUUUUUUUUUUCUGCAGGGCCAUGUAAAACUGUCAGAUUUUGGUCUGUGUACGGGACUGAAGAAGGCCCACCGUACAGAGUUCUACAGGAACCUCACACACAACCCUCCCAGUGACUUCUGUGAGUCACUCUUUACAACCUGUGAAUCAUUAACUUUUAUUUUCAUUCAGACAAAAUAGAAUUUGUUUUUUCAGUCGUUUUUAUGGUAGAACACUGCCAUGUCUUUGAACUUGCAAUAUUCCACAGCCUUCCAAAACAUGAACUCAAAGAGGAAAGCAGAGACAUGGAAGAAGAACCGGAGGCAACUGGUAAGAGUUUGUGCAUGUGAGAGACUAUAUAUUGUAUCGCCCGUUAUAUCUUUCCCAUUGGUCCUUUGAGUAGGAUCCCUCUCUGGGAUCUCAUGGAUGUUUUAUUAAGGAUCAUCUGAGCACCACAGACCUUGUGCUGUGAAACAAGCACAGCCAAUACUAUAGCCUUUGGGUUGUUUUUUUCUUAUUAGUGUCUCCCCAUCUGUUUGUGUUUUACCAACAGGCCUACUCCACAGUGGGAACACCGGACUACAUUGCCCCAGAGGUGUUCCUGCAGACGGGAUACAACAAGCUCUGUGACUGGUGGUCUCUGGGGGUCAUCAUGUAUGAGAUGCUAAUAGGUAUGUCUAUGUAACCGAGUCAAUUACACCAUGCCCAAGUCUGUGUUUCAUUAUGAACUCAUAUGACGUUAUUUAAGAAUAUUUUAAGAAAGUUAGCUGGCUAACUCAUUGGUCCUAAUUUGUAACAAACUGACAAUCUCUCCUGGUGUCUCUCUCAGGGUACCCCCCGUUCUGUUCUGAGACACCCCAGGAGACGUAUAGGAAGGUGAUGAACUGGAAGGAGACCUUAGUCUUCCCCCCCGAGGUGCCCAUCUCGGAGAGGGCCAAGGACUUGAUUCUCAGGUUGGUGGUCAUAUGAAACCUUAUAGGAUAUCCGCUGGUGUGUGUGUGUGUAUAUAUCAGAGUUUAUUGUCCUCUUAGGAAAAAAAAUAUUAUUAUACUUUACUGGUAUAAUGCUUUAGUACCUGUUAUAAACAUGUAUGAGCCUUUUAUAAUGUCUUAUUAUAAAUCUUAUUAGUUAGGCCUAUGUCUCCCUAUCUAGCAAAUUUGAAACUGACUCAAAAUAGCUGUUACUCAAUCAUGAUCAUUAUAAGAUGAUAAUAAGACAUAAGGGGGUCAUACAUGCUAAUGACAUGUCCUCUAAUGCAUUAUAAUUAGAGUGUAAGUCACAUAUCUGUAGGAUGAGUUACUGAAAUGCUUUUCUCAGUCUGGUACACCAUCAAAUGAUCACACAAUAAUUAUUCCAUUCACAUCCACAAAAACACGCAGUAUCAAACUGCAGUGAAGUAGACAUUUUAUUUCAGCGCAAUGGAUUUCCUCUUUUGUGAAACAAAGGCUUUGGUGUUCCAACAACAUGAACCCAUUGCAGGUACUGUAAUGAUGCUGAGAACCGUGUUGGUGCUGUAAGUGUUGAGGAGAUGAAGAGUCACGCCUUCUUUGAGCCUGUGGACUGGGAACACAUCAGGUACGUGUUUGUUCUUCAGUACUUGUGUGUGUGUCUAAGCAUGUGGGAUGGCAAUAUCUUAAAUGAGGUAUAACAUGCAAUCACAGCCAAAAAAAAGACAAGUCACUUAGCCUUCAUUGGGUUGUCUUUGAUGCGUUUCAGCAAAAUGCAUUAGGAAAAAGGUUUUAAAUAGACCAACGGCUCACAUUUGCUUUCCUUCCAUAGGGAAAGACCAGCCGCUAUCUCCAUUGAGAUCAAGAGCAUCGAUGACACAUCGAACUUUGAUGAGUUCCCAGAAUCAGACAUCCUUCAGCCAGGUAAUAUUAAUCACUUUGUCUCUAUUACACCUUUUCAUACAUAAAAAGCAGCUCAAAGUUCUUCACAAUCAGCAUGAAAUGAAUGAUAAAAAUGUAAAAACUAUUAAAGCAGAAGAAACAUUUGUGCUGCAGUGCAAGUUUGCUUUGGUGCACAGGAAUCUGAGUCAUCUCCAGCUCAUCUCUAAUUUAGAUUAAAUAGGACCCAUAUUCCUGUUGUUAUUCACACAUUCCUACAGCUGAGAUCUAGAUUAAUGUCCUAUUCAGUGUUGCCCUCUAGUGGCAGGGAGGAGACUAACACUGGUAUUAACCGUAAUACACUGUUGUAUAUCAUUUACAAUCUUGUUGUUUCAGUUUCCAACGUGACUGAGCCAGACAAAUCCAAGGACUGGGUGUUCCUGAACUACACCUACAAGAGGUUUGAGGGGCUGACUCAGCGAGGCACCAUCCCCACCUACAUGAAGGCAGGGAAGGCCUGAUGAGGGCAUGGGGGAAAAUGGGAGAGACAAUGUGGACACAGGGUUGGGCGGUAAACCCCUGCUGUGCUGAAAGCACAGGAUCAAGAAGGAUGAGGAGCUUCUUGGUUUCCAUGCUUCACCAGGGCUUCCCUGAUUGACCAGAGAUCCACCAGGCACCAGACAAUGGCAAGAGUCACAGGGAUAUAAAUAACACGUAUUGUCUUUUGUCUUAGGCCUUGCUUGGGCUGUUAAAGGGGAAGUUUGUGUUUUACAACUUAAUGUUAGAUGGUUCCUCAUCCUGAAAAAACGGAACCUCCCCCUUUUUUAAGCGACUACUACUAGGUGACUAAAUCAACGGACGCUUUCCUCUGCCCAGGCGUUGCUGACGCAUGCCAGAUCUUACAACACCUGGAUAAGUAUUUUACCUAUCGGCUAACCACAUCAUAUGUUAUAGCAAUCUGGUGCCCGGCGACGGCACAGUCAAUGAUGUGGUACACAAC